This is a messenger RNA of Chara braunii, 1423 nucleotides long. NCBI's taxonomy places the organism in Eukaryota, Viridiplantae, Streptophyta, Charophyceae, Charales, Characeae. The record is from the annotation of a GenBank genome assembly.
GAAGAGUACGCUUUCAGAAGAGAAUGGGGUGACAGGGAAAAGAUUGCGAAUGUGAAAGGAGCAUGAAUGUACAAGAGGGGGAUUGAAGGAGUGGUGGCAGGUUGCACAAGAUGGAGGGUAUGCAAGGUGAGACUAUGGAGAGACAUGGGGGAAUUCCCAAGGGAUGAUGUGGAGGAUGACUUGAGGUUCGAUGAGACCAAUCUGGAGGACUUUGUUGAGAGUUUGCAGUUGGCCGCUGAGAGGGGCAAAUGGAGCGAGGAGGAAAGGCGAAAGCAGUUGAUCACAAGAUCAGACAAAGACGAAAAGGAACAAGUAAGAGGAAUUGUGGAAGGAAGUCGGACCUGGAAAAGGAUAACGGCAGAAUUGUGGAUGACGUACACCCAAUCCAGGCAAGAUCAGAUAAAGAAGGAAAGACUGCAAAAGAAGGGGCUAUGGAUUGGAAGAGAAGCGACUGAGCCGCAGGAGAAGAAGGAAGAGAAUGAAGAAAAGGAUAAUGUACCUCUGAAAAAGUUGAAGAACAAGGCGAGGGUCUCCCCCAAAAGCAGCAGCAAGGAAUCUGAGCAGCCUGAAGGAGAUGAACAAGAAGAGGAGGAGACAUCAGAGGAGAGGAAAAGAAGCAUGGGGGCCAGUAUGAUACCAAGGAAGAAGAAACUUGGAAAGAAAAUGGCAAUUGAGAGUGGGAGAAGAGAGGUACAAGAAAGGGUGAGUGAAGAAGGGGAAGGAGUAGAAGAAGUUGAAAAGGGAAGGAAGGUCCAGGGAGGAGUCAAGGCUCCCAAGGUCAAGAGAACUGAGGGAAAGAGGCUGAUUGGGGAUAAGGAAGAGACAAGUGGGAUAGAAAAGAAGGAAGAUGGGAAGGAUGACCAAGUGGAGAAGUUGAUGAGAGAUAUGGAAGAAAUGAGGAAGGAAGUGAGGGAAUUGAAGAAAGAGAAGGAGGAAUUGCAAAAAGAAAUGAACCAAUUGAGGGUCACCCUGAAUGUGCGGAGCAGAGAACUGGAAGAGGAAGUGGCCACAAGAAGUAAGAUGGAAAUAAGGGUGGAUGGUCUGGUUUCUGAGGUCAGUGUGUUAGGGCAGGACUUUGACAGUGAAAUUUCAGAAAGAAAGAAGUUGGGACAAGAGUGGGAGAAAAGAUGGGAAGAGAUAUUGAGAAGAAUGGAGGAAUCCAGAUUGAGCCAACAAGGGAAAGAGAAGAAAGCCACAGAGAUGGUGGGAAGAAAAGAGGGUGAAGAGAAGGGAGCACAAACUUAGGAGAAGAAAGAGGAGCCUCUUGCACCCGAAAAGAAAGUAAGUGAGAGUGUGGCUAUGCUUAUGUCAGGACAAGGUAAAAGGCAAAGGGAAUCCCAGUUAGACUCACCAAAGGUGGCUGAAGAUCAGGCUGAGAUUUCAAUCCAGCCAGACAUAAAGAGAAUCAAGCAUGGCAUGAUUG